AUGCAGACAAAAAAAUGCACCGUCGAACCCAAACCUGAACCUCCACCGCCCGACCUUUGUAAGUUACAACGAAUCCAGCAGAAAAUAAAAGCUGGCAUAAAAAUAUGUCCGUCACCACCCAUCGAGCCGCCAGAGGAACCGGCAGAAUGUUUUGCUCUAUGCAGGGAGAAAAUUAAAAAUCCCGAAGUAACCGUGUCCGAAGAAGCAGUUAUUUGUCGCGUUGAAAGAGAAAAAACUGGAACUUCUAGAUGCGAUAAAGUUGAAGACUUGACAGCCGCUCAUCCUGACUCGCCUUGGCCUGGAUGUGAAACCCCCCCACCACUCCCUCCGCCGCCUGAGCCAGAUCUUUGUGAGGAAUUAGAAAAGAAAGCAAAAAGAGAACUGUGCAAAGAGAGAAUGAAACGUUAUUUACUAUAA
Danaus chrysippus (African queen) is the source of this 417-nucleotide messenger RNA. Lineage: Eukaryota; Metazoa; Arthropoda; Insecta; Lepidoptera; Nymphalidae. The record is from the annotation of a GenBank genome assembly.